This is a messenger RNA of Betta splendens (Siamese fighting fish), 3314 nucleotides long. RefSeq names its product dihydropyrimidinase like 5a (gene dpysl5a). Lineage: Eukaryota; Metazoa; Chordata; Actinopteri; Anabantiformes; Osphronemidae. The record is from RefSeq and is a predicted model, not a curated record. The transcript has 13 exons. Gene Ontology annotation, molecular function: hydrolase activity, acting on carbon-nitrogen (but not peptide) bonds, in cyclic amides. Gene Ontology annotation, cellular component: cytoplasm; cytosol. Bases 174 to 1868 code for a protein of 564 amino acids.
GCUGAUGUUGCGGCGCUCUGCUGGUCCCGGACCUGCCGGGAUGACAUCCAUCUGGCGAGUGUAACUGCUUGGAAAGUGCCAUCCGCGGACUGUGUUGCAUUCCUGUCAGAAAGUGACCAGAGACCCGAGCGGAGCCGCAGCAGCAGCAGGUCCAGUGCAGGAGAGCCAUCGCCAUGUCUUCCAGCCCAGCCACGGCGCGCAUCCUGAUAAAGGGUGGAAAGGUGGUGAACGACGACUGCACCCAGGAGGCGGACGUCUACAUCGAGAACGGCAUCGUCCAGCAGGUGGGGAAGGAGCUGAUGAUCCCGGGUGGCGCCAAGGUGAUCGACGCCGCGGGCAAACUGGUCCUCCCCGGCGGCAUCGACACCAGCGUGCACCUGGAGGAGAGCUUCAUGAACGCCGUCACGGCCGACGACUUCUACAGCGGCACCAAGGCGGCUCUAGCUGGCGGCACCACGAUGGUGAUCGGACACGUUCUGCCGGACAAGGAUGAGUCGCUGCUGGAAGCCUUCGAGAGCUGCUGCCGCUCAGCAGACUCCAAGUCCUGCUGUGACUACGCCCUGCACGUCGGCGUUACUUGGUGGGGACCCAAGGUGCGAGCUGAGAUGGAGACGCUGGUGCGGGAGAAAGGAGUGAAUUCCUUUCAGAUGUUCAUGGCCUACAAGGACACGUACAUGCUGAGAGACAGCGAGCUCUUCCAGGCGCUGCAGCACUGUAAGGACAUCGGCGCCAUAGCCAGAGUGCAUGCGGAGAAUGGGGAACUGGUGGCGGAGGGUGCAAGGGAAGCACUGGACCUGGGCAUUAGUGGCCCAGAGGGGAUUGAAAUCAGCAGGCCUGAAGAGUUAGAAGCAGAGGCGACACACAGGGCCAUUACCAUCGCCAACAGGGCCCAUUGUCCAAUCUACUUCGUCAACGUGUCCAGCACGUCUGCAGGGGAUGAGAUGGCGACGGCUAAAAUGCAGGGUAAGGUGGUCCACGGGGAAACGACCACGGCCCACGCCGUGCUCAACGGGGCCCAGUACUAUCACCAGGACUGGGCCUGUGCUGCAGCCCACGUCACCGUGCCCCCUCUCCGCCUGGACCCCACCACUCCCAACUACCUAAUGAGCCUGCUCGGAAACGACACCCUGAACGUGGUGGCGUCCGACCACCGCCCUUUCACCAUCAAGCAGAAAGCCAUGGGCAAGGAUGACUUCACCAAGAUCCCUCAUGGGCUCCCUGGCAUUCAGGAUCGCAUGAGCGUCAUCUGGGAGAAAGGAGUGAUUGGAGGUAAAAUGGAUGAGAAUCGCUUUGUGGCAGUCACAAGCGCAAACGCAGCCAAGAUCUACAACCUGUACCCCAGGAAAGGCCGGAUCAUCCCCGGAGCAGAUGCGGAUGUGGUGGUCUGGGACCCCGAGGGAUCCAAGACCAUCUCUGUGGAUAACCAGUUCCAGGGAGGAGAUCUGAACCUGUACGAAGGCCUGCGUUGCCACGGCGUUCCUCUGGUCACCAUCAGCCGUGGCCGUCUGGUCUACGAAAAUGGCAUGUUCACGUGCGCCGAGGGCUCUGGGAAGUUUUGCCCCCUGAGAACGUUCCCAGAUUACCUCUACAAGAAGAUGGUUCAGAGGGAAAAGUGCCUGGCAGUGAAAGCCGUGGAGCGGGAGCCCUACACGGGCGACGUAGUGGCGGUGGUCAACUCGUCGAAGAGGGACUUUGGAGCGUCGGACCUGGAUACUCCGACGCGCCCCUGCACCAGGCACGGGGGCGUGAGGGACCUCCAUGAGUCCAGCUUCAGCCUGUCUGGUGCCCAGAUCGACGACAACAUUCCAAAGAGAUCCUCAGCCAGGAUACUCGCCCCUCCUGGAGGCCGGUCCAGCGGGAUCUGGUAACCAACGGGGAGUAAGAAUGAGACGUGGGGGAAACGAGCCGAGCAACGUGAUUGGUUUCCCUCACUGUAGGCCUGGAGCAUGUGUGGGGGUGAUGGAGACGUGUUUUCAUUUUGAACUCAGCACACUUACGUAGGACCGUAAAACAUUAAACUGGAUCAAGUUAACCUUACAGUAUGUGCAGUGGUCUAGCAGCCACGUUUCAGUCGAACGUUGAGCCAUUUUUUAUUCGCAUAGUCCAAUGUCACGAAUCACAAGUUCGCCUCACGUACGUUUGGCUUUGGCUCGUUUUAGGGGAAUUAUCAUUCAUAGUUUUAGGAAUAUGAGGGUGAGUCAUGUUUUUUAUGAUGCGAUUGUGUUACCUCACUGUAAAAUACAGUUUUGCACUUGUAUCAUGUACUAUUUAGAUGCCUUUUUACAUGAUUUACCGUCACAAUGUCUUUUUACUGCGAGCCACACUGAAUGAAAUGUAAUAAAUUAUUACAAGGUUGUCAGCAUGAAUGGAUAAGUCAGUUAUAUGAACAAUGAACUGACCUGUUGAUGAAAAGUAGCACAUUGCAAGCAAUGGUAACCUUUUAAACCUUUUGUAUAUUUAUUGUUUGUAUUGCGUUAUUUGUGUUGUUUGGUUUGAUACUACUGCAUUAGAUCCAUUUCCUGAAUAAGAAUGAUGUGUUUGCUUAGUGUUUUAUCAGUCAGAUUAGCAUUUGAGAUGAUGUCCACAGCCUUAUAGCAGCAUAGACUUGGAUGAACCCAUGCUGUGUGUACCGUGCAUGGAAGCAGGCACUGACGUGUUCAUUUUCCACUCCGAGCAAAAAGUCUCACCCAAAUGGCCUUUUUCUCACCCGAGAACCCCCCCGACACCCUCCCACACUGCCGCUACACGUCGUGACCUCUGACACGUUCACCGAACCCUCACUGCAGGUGUACAGCGUUCCUCAGACUGACGCGUCCCAUGUAACGCACCACUGUGAAGCACAGCCAAGGUGCAGCGAUUGUCCGGGGUUUAACAGCCGAGGUGUCGGUCAGUGAACGCCUCUUGUUGCGUUGCGUUGAAUGCCUUCACUUGCUACUGAAAGCUCAGCAUCGCGACAGGAAGGCAUUGACUUUGUUUAGCACCUACAGAAAAGCACUGAUACUGUCUAUGUUCUCAACUUCUAUAUUUGUUACAGUUUUUGUUUAUAGACGUGAAUAACUAUGUUAGUAUUUGUUUUUGUUGUGUUUUAGUCAAAACUGCAGUGCAGUGCAUCAUGUUUAGAACCUUUUACGCUCGUUCUACUGAUAUUUGCUGCAGACGCUCCAGUGAAGCUUGUCGCGUCGUCUCCCCCAGACGUUCACCGGUGCUGAACAAUGUGUCGUCACAUUGAAUUCCACUCAUCUCAUUAGUUUUUUCUUCCAGCUCUUGAUCACAGGUUUGAGUGCAAAUAAACCACAAUGAAAUCUCCAGCUGAA